CUUGCCUUCAGUCAUCGAGGAGAAGAGAUAGGGGGAGGACGCGCAGUUCUUCUCUCCCUCUCUCUUUCUCCCUGCCCCCUCUCCCUCUCUCUUGUCUGUUUCUCCCUCUCCUCUACAUAUUAUCUUUUUUUUUAUUUCUCUGUUUCCCUCUGGUGCUUUUGUUUAUUUUUAACAUAAAGGACCAGCAACCAUGAUUGCGGGCGGAGUACGGGGACGGAUGGCGCUGCAGCUGGUGAUGGUGGCGAUGGUGGUGCUGCUGCUGACAUCACUGGCACUCUUCACCCUCGAUAUCUCCCCGUCCUUCACGAAGGUGUUAAUGAAGAUGGAAGACUUGGAGGGAGCCAUGAAGGACAGACUCAGUGUGGACGUGGUGUCGACGCGUCACUCCGCCGUGGAUGAUGUUGUGGUGUCCCUGGAGCAAAUCAUGAAGGCACCUGUCUCUCUUAACCAAGACGACAGCAGGUUGAUACAGAGGAUACGGGCCAAAUACCUCCUUCCUCCCUCCACCCAGCCCUACUCCCUCUCCUCAUCCAACUCUGAUCCUUCAAUGGGACAGAGUAAGCAGAUCAGACUCAUCCUGGGAGACAAGGUAAAGGAGGGCGGGUUCUUCGUGGAGUGUGGUGCCCUGGACGGUGAGACGCGCUCCAACACACUCGUCUUUGAAAAGGAGUACGGGUGGCGCGGGGUUCUCAUCGAAGGCGACCCUAAGAACUUCGAGCUGGUGAGGAGGAAGAACCGAAGGGCGUGGGCUGUGAAUGGCUGCCUCAGUACUUCUCCGUAUCCCAACGUGGUAAUGUUCAAGCAGAGUUUCAACGUGGGUAAGAUUAGCAAUUUGGAGACUGGCCAGAACAAGACAGGGUAUGCCGAGGUGCAGUGCUUGCCUCUCUACUCCAUCCUGCUGGCUCUCAACACAACCACGGUGGACUACUUCAGUUUGGAUGUGGAGGGCGCCGAGAUGCGGGUGCUCAAGACGAUACCGUGGGACAAAGUGAACAUAAAAACGCUGUCGGUGGAGUUCAUUCACGGCGGGGAGGGAAAGGACGCCCUCAGGAGGUACAUGGAGGGCCGGGGCUACCGUGUCUUCUCCGAGGUCACACAUCCGGGCUGGCUAGCUAAUGAUUUUAUAUUCGCCAAGAAAGAAUUACUAGCAAAUAGACCAGAAAGUACAUAAAGCGUUAGUGUGUGUGUGUGUGUGUGUGUGUGUGUGUGUGUGUGUGUGUGUUGCUCACUUGUUUGUGGUGCUAAGCUCGUGGUUUUAAGGGAAGGCAGGUGAAAAUAAAAGGGGUGUUUAGGGCAGUUAGGGUUAGUUUUUAGGACAUUUUUGGGUUUUGUAAGGUUGUAUGGGUGUAUGUGUUUGGUUUGUGUGUGUGUGUGUGGUUAGGUAGAGGGACCAGCACAGCCACUCAGUACACACACACAUACACACACACACACACACACACACACAAACCUCCCAUAUUUAUCACAGCUUCCGUUUUUUAUUAUUAUUAUUUAUACCUUGUUACUUGUUUUUAAUGUUUUCUACCUUAGCAGUGUUAGGUAGCGUGGUGGGUGUAGUCGUGUAAGUGUUAGCAAUAGACAGGGGCUGUUCUACCCGCACUGAUGGGGAUGGGAAGCUUGAGUGUCAGGGAUCAGGGUUGGUGGGUCUCGGUUGAAGGCGAUGGGUCAGUCUGUGGUGCAAAGUGCAAGGCAACAGAAAAUGGAAAGGUACGGUGCGUUCAGUCAUUCCUAAUCAUAUUUUUUAUCUAUUUAUCUAUUUAUUUAUUUGUUUAUUUAUUUAUUUUUUUACCGAUGGUGGAUAAUUAGUUUUUUUUUUUUAGUUUUGUGUUACGUAGAGUAAGAAUGAGAGUUUGGAAAUAUAAAUACUGAAAAGUGAGUAAGAAAACUGAGGAAAUGAGUACAGCUUUGUUCUUCGGUUUAUCAAGGAAGAAAAUGUUGAGCUGUCAGAAAUUUUAUUGGUUUAUUACAUUUGUUGACAAGUUAGAGAUUAUAUAUAUAUAUAUGUAUAUAUAUAUAUAUAUAUAUAUAUAUAUAUAUAUAUAUAUAUAUAUAUAUAUAUAUAUAUAUAUAUAUAUAUAUAUAUAUAUAUAAUUUUUUUUUUUUGCAAUAAUUAUAUAUUUGGAUUUUUCUUCAUUUUAGAUAUUAAAGCGCUUCCAUUCAGCAUUAUGAUAAACUUUUUUUUUUUGGCGUAAUGUAACAUUUGAACGCUUCUUAGUCACUAUAAUACAUUUAGACACUGUUUUCCGUAUUGUGACACUUACAUAUAUGAACACUUUCCUUUUUGUCAUUAUAUUUUAUAGAAACAGUUUUUUCUGUGUCAUGUGUUCAUAUGUAUAAGAACACUUUCUUUUGUCAUAGCAACAUAUUUGAACAUUUCUCCUUCACCAUAAUACCAUGCUUGUCAGUGUAGGUAUAUUGAAACACUGUACUUGGUCAUUUUGUUCCUCCGUCACAGUACAGUGAAUCAGACACACAUUUCCUGCCAUCAGAGUUACAGUUACUGAAGUAUUGAUGUGUACUAAGUUGCAAUUUACUUUCUCUGAAGUGGGUUAGCGAGUGAGUGAGAAGGAAGACAGUGCUUUGUUUUGAUGUUACUUAUAAUUCUUGCCUUAGCGUUAAGUGACUGCUUCUUUUCCUGUUGUAUUUAUAUUUAUUGCUUCACUGGAGGAGUCAAGCUAAGUGUUCAAGUCUCGGGGUUCCCAGAAAGGCGACCUGAGAACCACUUCCUUUGGCGGCGAGAAUCGAUUGUGAUUGAAGUGCGUACAGUGAGUGAGAGAGAGAGAGAGAGAGAGAGAGAGAGAGAGAGAGAGAGAGAGAGAGAGAGAGAGAGAGAGAGAGAGAGAGAGAGAGAGAGAGACAU
Messenger RNA from Scylla paramamosain (green mud crab), 2860 nucleotides. RefSeq lists its product as uncharacterized. NCBI's taxonomy places the organism in Eukaryota, Metazoa, Arthropoda, Malacostraca, Decapoda, Portunidae. The record is from RefSeq and is a predicted model, not a curated record. The transcript is spliced from 8 exons. Bases 191 to 1171 code for a protein of 326 amino acids.